Aspergillus costaricaensis CBS 115574 is the source of this 1785-nucleotide messenger RNA. RefSeq lists its product as uncharacterized. The transcript is spliced from 3 exons. The record is from RefSeq and is a predicted model, not a curated record. NCBI's taxonomy places the organism in Eukaryota, Fungi, Ascomycota, Eurotiomycetes, Eurotiales, Aspergillaceae. Bases 1 to 1785 code for a protein of 594 amino acids.
AUGGACCAUAAAAUCGACACCCUCGCCACCCUCCACAACUGGACCCAAGGCACUCCAUCCCUGUAUCCUUUCACGGGCAUUAUUCAACUGUACCUGGCGGAGGAGAUCUCGGUAGUGACGGCUGUAGGAGAGAUCAGUGCGUUUAUGGAGAAGAGGGGGGAGGGAAUAGAUGAAUGCGUCCACGACCUAUGGGCCAGUAUUCUACACGCGGGGCGAUGUCUACCCUGCACAAACAUCAUGGUGUCAUCAGCUACUGCUGAAAUAAGUAUCACUUCCAACGGUCAUGGUGGUAAGCCGGGAGAAAAGAUGAUAAAGAAAGAGACUAUCGACACAGACAUCUCCCAUCACCAAACACCCACCCCAUCACAGAAGAAACUGAUUGCCUUGAUGCACGCGAUCAAGAAUAUGCCCGAUGUGCAUGUGCAUGUUCGUGCGAGGACGCGGUCGAGGUAUUCUUAUUCUGCUGCUUCGCAGGUGGGUGGUGGAAGGGAGAGGGAGAGGUAUAGUUCUUAUGGUGGUGGUGGUGGUGGUGGUGUUAAUGGGGAUAUUACUGAGAAGAAUGGGAAUGGGAAUGGGAAUGAAGAGCAUGGGGGAGGGGAAGAUGAAGGAGAAAGUGUAUAUCUCGAUGGGACGGUGGGCGGGUCGCAUUAUAUUCGCCAUUUACAUGAUUCUGUGGCUGCACCUGUUCCUCCACCACCUCAUCCUAUACCAUCAGAACCAGGAAAGAACACCAAUACCAACACACCCCAACCUCAAAAUCAACCUCAACCUCAACCCGAAGAAAAUCCCAGACCCAAACCCCCCAAACUCCCCUCCUCGGCAUCCGAAUCAACAAUCCGACCCACAAAAACCAAGAGUUUAGUAUGGGCCUACCUACCACAUUUCCGAGACGUGGUAGGAUCAAUAUUUCAUGAUUUUGGAGAUGUGCUCGGGAUGCAUCUGCACCCUUUUCCACAUACACAUACACAUCAAGAACACCAAAAAUGGCACCCAAGAGAUCAAAAGGUCCUCCACCAAGCAUGGCUCAACUUCAUCACAUUCCUCGCAUUCCUCGCUAGAGAAGGGGUACUACAUUCCCCCAGUGACUCGGAUAAUUAUGAGUAUGGGUUUGAUGAAUAUGAUUGGGGAUUCGAUCAUCAUGAUAAUGGUAAUAAUAAUGAGGAUGGGGAUGAAAGCGACGGAGUCGGGUCCUGGAUCGAUGAUCUUGCGAUUUCGUGUCUUCGGAUACUUGAGAACCUUCCACAUCAACCUCAGAAUCAUCACCAUGAUAAGAAAAAUAAGAAUGAUCAUCUGCAAAACAACACCCAAAUCCUCACAGCAACGACCCUCGCCCUUCUCUACGGUGAACAUCUCUGGCGGAGAAGGGGUAUUCGCACUCCUUCCCAUCCCUAUCCUCCUUCCCCUCCUUCUCCUUCUUCUCACCAAGAAAAGCCUAAAGAAGAAAAGGAAGAGAAAGAGAAAGAGAAGGAUAAUUACAUAGUAGCAGGUCUCACCCUCGAUGAAUUCGAAUCAGGGUCUGUAUCUGCUUCUACGUCUACCUCUGCGGCGAAUUCUCCGCCUUUGGCUGUAUCACCACCACCAAAUGGUGGAGAUGAGAGUGGGGAUAGGGAUAGGGGAAGGUUUAUUACCAGGAAGACGUGGGAAGGGUGGAUUCGGAGGUUUAAUGAACUUGCUGGGGAUGUUGGCCCCGGGAUCGGGAUCGGAAUGGGGUUGUGGGAUGGGACGAGGGAGGGGGCGUGGUUGGCGGGGGAGGUGUUGAGGAGGGUUAUUUCUAUUCCAGAGUAG